Molecule: messenger RNA, 1704 nt
Organism: Linnemannia hyalina
Lineage: Eukaryota; Fungi; Mortierellomycota; Mortierellomycetes; Mortierellales; Mortierellaceae
Source: the annotation of a GenBank genome assembly
AUGUCACGCCCUCAGAGAAGGAUGAUCCCCCUCCCCUCCGCACAGGAGUUGACCCAAGGCCCCAACGCCAUUCGUCUCCACAAGAAGAAGGAUCGCUUUCUCUUCAUGACCUACAAUCUGCUGGCUCAAGCGUUGGUCCGAAGAGAUAUGUUCCCCCACGCCACCCAAAAAGCCCUCCGCUGGAAGUUUCGCAAACAAAACAUCCUCCAAGAGUUCCUCGGCUUCGCGCCUGAUCUGGCCUGCCUACAAGAAGUUGACUUCUGGGAGGAGGUCUAUUACCCCGCCCUCACCAAGGCCGGCUACGAGACUGCCUACUACAAGAACCAGAACAAGAAGCAUGGCUGUGCCAUCAUCUGGCGAAAGACUCGCUUUGAGAAGGUCGAGCAAAAGUCGCUGGAGUAUGACGAGCAGGGUCAGCCCACGUUUACCACAGGCAACAUUGGUCUCAUGGUCGCCCUGAAGCCGCUCAAGCAGGCUGCCAAAAAUCCUGAUCCUAAUGCCGAUAUGGUCCUCCCCGAUGAGGACGACGACGAAGGAGAAGAUAUCAGUGCCAAUGGCCACGCGGAGCUCCCUGGUGGAAUCCUCGUCGCUACGACACAUUUGUUCUGGAGACCCGAUGGAUCGUAUGAACGUCUCCGUCAAGCUUCGAUCCUGCUGGACAAGAUCCAAGAAUGGAACAAAGACCUCAACUACACCAUUCUUCUCGGCGGAGAUUUCAACACAACUCCUCGAGAUGCCGCGUACAGAGCCAUGACCCGAAACGAGAUGCCCCCACAGCAAGUUCCCGACCUGCAAAAGUGGCUAGAGGACGAAGUGGAUCGUGUCCAGAAAGCAGAGGCUGCCGCCGCAGAGGCUGCUGAAGCUGCUGCUGCUCUUACCGCAAAACAAGCGGAGGCUCAACAAAACGGUGACUCUAUCGAUCAAUUGUCCGCCCAGGCCGAGAAACUUGCUCUGGAAGCUACCGAGAAUGGAACCAGCAACGGUACCACUACGAGCGAGCCCAAGAAUGAUCUCCCCUACCGAGCUCCACCUACCGGUAUCAUCCUCCCCAAGCAAGCACCUGCAGUACCAGAAAAGGACGCCGCCGCCGAUCUCCCUUACCGCGCGCCUCCCACUGGAAUCAUCCUGCCCAAGCAAACCGCCAACGGAGUUACCAAUGGUGAUUCCAAGUUGGACUUAACAGCCUUGCCUCGAACCAUGGUCGACUCUAAAACAUUCAAGGACUCAAUCGAUCCCAAGCUCCAACAGUUGGCAGCCAUCGCCGCAUCGGGCGAGGAUGCACCCGUAGUCGCCCCUCUGGAGGCCUUCACGCCCGCACAAGACCUCAAGACCGCGAUCGAGGCGCACCCACGCUGCAUCAGUAUCUAUGGCCAGUACGAGACCCUUACAAAGGACGACCCUGCAGAGGUCAACGAAGCUGCUGCAGCCCAGACGGCCGCGACUGAAUCCACCGCCUCGACACCACCUGCAGUCAGCACCCACGGUGAACCGACGUUCACCAACUUUGCGACCUGGUUCAAGGACACGCUCGACUACGUCUACUUGUAUGACCAGCCCAUUCCUAAAUCAGGUGCUCGGUUGGUGCCCCUGAGACUGCUUGAGAUUCCCGACAAGAGCUUCUUGGGACACGGCCUGCCUGACGAAAACUUUUCCAGCGACCAUCUCUGUCUCAUGGUCGAGUUUGCUAUCCUCCUUAGACCUUAG